This is a messenger RNA of Dendrobium catenatum, 639 nucleotides long. RefSeq names its product outer envelope pore protein 37, chloroplastic-like. Gene Ontology annotation, biological process: monoatomic cation transport. The record is from RefSeq and is a predicted model, not a curated record. Gene Ontology annotation, molecular function: monoatomic ion channel activity. The transcript has a single exon. NCBI's taxonomy places the organism in Eukaryota, Viridiplantae, Streptophyta, Magnoliopsida, Asparagales, Orchidaceae. The coding region runs from base 216 to 620 and encodes 134 amino acids. Gene Ontology annotation, cellular component: chloroplast outer membrane.
UAAAAUUGGCAUGAAAAUGCUUUCUUUUUUCAAAGUGCCAAUUUUCUUUUCAAGCGGUCCAAAAUAGUCUUUUAUUUGGCGCCAGAUGAUAGUGAGAGGAAAUUAUACAAAAAUUUUCACGAGCUCUGCGCCGAAGCGGUGAUCACAGAUCGGCAAAGCGGCGAGCUCCAUCCGUUUCCUCCUAUCUCUUUCCUUUUAUCUUAAUUUCUCGGGCUAUGGGAGACGAGAUCCCUUCGUGCCCUAGCCCUAUCUAUCUUCUACCACCGGCACCACCGCCGACGCCAUCUCCAACCCCGGAUCCCCUCGAAAGCACCACCAGGAAUGGCGGAUUCACGCCCAACCGGCGUCCUCCAUUACGGUUCACGACAGAGUUUGAUAGCGAAGGCCCUCUGUUCUUGCACAAGGUCUCUUGCAAGUUCUUCGACAGCCUCGCCAAGCUUAAAUUUUCCUUUCAGAACAACACCAAAGGCGAGAUCUUUUGCCCGCAGCUGGGAUUUAUAACCAAGAAUCUCUCAGUUCUCUACGACUUUGAAUCUCGAAACGCUCUUCUGAGGGGGUCUCUGGAUUUGGGCCAAAACUUGCAAUUACGGACCACCUAUGAUGUGCAGGUUGGGCACUAGUCACUUAAUUUCCACCAUU